This is a messenger RNA of Trichomonas vaginalis G3, 201 nucleotides long. Its product is annotated as proteasome regulatory particle assembly. NCBI's taxonomy places the organism in Eukaryota, Parabasalia, Trichomonadida, Trichomonadidae. The record is from RefSeq and is a predicted model, not a curated record. The transcript has a single exon. Bases 1 to 201 code for a protein of 66 amino acids. Gene Ontology annotation, molecular function: protein binding.
AUGAAGAUGGAGAAACAGCACUUCAUAUUGCAGCACGGCGUAAUAGUAAAGAAACUGCCGAACUUCUUAUUUCACAUGGUGCAAAUAUCAAUGAAAAAAAAUGAAGAUGGAGAAACAGCACUUCAUAUUGCAGCACAGCGUAAUAGUAAAGAAACUGCCGAAGUUCUCAUUUCACAUGUUGCAAAUAAUGUUCUUAUAUAA